Messenger RNA from Funneliformis geosporum, 414 nucleotides. The record is from the annotation of a GenBank genome assembly. Lineage: Eukaryota; Fungi; Glomeromycota; Glomeromycetes; Glomerales; Glomeraceae.
AUGCCUAAAAUCAAACCUACCCUAAAAAAAAGAAAAAUAAGUCCAGUAAGUGGUAAAAAUCAAAAAGCCCAAUUUAAAAAGUAUCUAGAGCGAAUUGAAGAUCCUAAUUAUCAAGGUGGUUCAUGGGCUUUGCCUGAAAAUCCCUCUCUUUUAGAAAAGACUAAGUAUGAACUAUGUCAAAAAGUUUUAACUUAUCACUUAGAUCAAGAAUUAACGACUGAGGAAACUGCUCAAAAAAUGCAAUUGAGUAAAGCCGAAACUGAAGAUAUUUUACAUUGUCGUUUAGAUUAUUUCACUUUAGACCGCUUAACUACUCAUGCUGGUUAUUUAUUCUCUCCUGCCCAAACUAAAAUCAUAGUCGAAUUAAAACCUACUCACAAAAGAACUAGGAAAUCAGCCUUUAUUCAUGCCUAA